AUGUCAGAAUCACAUUCCUCUGAUGUCUUCAGGCGACUUCAAAUAUCUCCGUCAAAGAAUAAUGCAAUUAAGAAACCAGCGUUACGGUUAUCACCAAGAAAAGUUUCAAAAACUAGAGAUCUCCAAUAUACACCAAGCAAAUACGAAACGCAUUUGAAUUCAGAUAGAUUCACCCAAAGUUUGGACAGAUCUUCAAGGCUUUUCAUGUCCCGAACAUCGUCACCUAGUAAUCAAUCUCAUCAAAACGAACACACAACAAGUAACCCCAUUUCCAUACUAAAACAAGGUCCAGCUACAAAUACUUCUCGACUUCUAGGUAACAACCUUCUAAAUAAACUAAGAGAAGAGGCAUCGAUCCCAAGCAGGGUUGAUAAACUCAUGAAUGAGAAUAAAAUGAGAUAUAAAUCUAAGUUGGAAGAAAAAAAUGUAAAAUUCUAUCUACCUACAGAUGAUAAUACAAAAGAAGAAAUAAGUACUAUAAAAUCGAUGUUAGAACAAAUAAUAAGUCGUCAAAAUACUCUAGAACGCUCAAUUGAAGAUAUCAAAUCUACAUUAAGAAAAAAAAGGUGA
Maudiozyma barnettii is the source of this 570-nucleotide messenger RNA. RefSeq names its product Fin1p (gene FIN1). The coding region runs from base 1 to 570 and encodes 189 amino acids. Lineage: Eukaryota; Fungi; Ascomycota; Saccharomycetes; Saccharomycetales; Saccharomycetaceae. The transcript has a single exon. The record is from RefSeq and is a predicted model, not a curated record.